This is a messenger RNA of Lolium perenne, 3118 nucleotides long. Its product is annotated as beta-1,3-galactosyltransferase GALT1. The record is from RefSeq and is a predicted model, not a curated record. Gene Ontology annotation, cellular component: Golgi membrane. Gene Ontology annotation, molecular function: galactosyltransferase activity; carbohydrate binding. NCBI's taxonomy places the organism in Eukaryota, Viridiplantae, Streptophyta, Magnoliopsida, Poales, Poaceae.
GGCCGGGGGGUCGGUCGGUUCCGUUGGUAGCGUGGACUCGAAGUCGAAGCCUGCAAUCACCAACCUCUCUCUUCCCCUCCGCUUCGCUUCGCCCCCCUUCCCAACUCCACACCGCCGUGCUACUGCCCCCCUUGCCUUGCCUUGCUCCCUCCCCGUCGGCCCUCGCUCCCGCACUACCUCGCUUCUCGCCACCUUCCCUCUCCUGGCCACUCCCGGCGCGCUCUCUCGCCCGCUCCCUUCUUCCGGUGACCGCGCCAGCCCGUAGCCGAGGGGCGGCGCCCGUCGCCUCGCCACCCGUCCGUCCGCGCGCGCGCAUUGCGGCCGCGCUUCAACGAUUCACAACCGCGUCGUGACACGCCCGGUCGGUGCUCGUGGCGGCGGCGGCGGCGCGCUUCUGAAUCGCGCCGCUCGACGCGGCCGCGGCGGCGACUUGCCGCGGAAUCCUGGGCGCGCCCCCCGGAUUCCGUCCACGCGCCGGUGAUCUGCGGCGCAUUGCUCCGCAGAGUAUCCAUCCCGCGGGCGGAUAAAGUUCAUUCUUCAAACUUAGCAGGACACACCAGCCUACCUCGGUGUGGUUAUAAAGCAUUCGUCGUACCUUUGGGAACAUUUGUGUCACUUAUAAGGCAUUGAUGAGCAGCAGAUCAUGGUGGUAGCUCAGCAGGAACUGACUUGGAUGUUUAGUUCUGUAUUGAACGUAUGGUGAUGUGAUACCAUAGGCUGAAAACAUAUUGAAUGUGAUCCUCGGACAAACCUGUCAUUGUCAAUUUUGAGUGAUGAAGAAAUGGCACGGUGGUUCUGUCAUAGUAUCUCUGUUCGUAAUCUUGAUGCUAAGAUACUUGAUACUGGAUAGCCCGCUUGCAGAAAGAUCUCUUCGGUAUGUCUUGCAACAAAAUAGCACAACACAGCUACACUGGCUAGAUGUUCCGAAUCCACCUGCGGUUCAUAAUCCGCAGAACUCCUCUCAAGUAAUAUCGACUGAACUGUUAGCUUCCAGCCUUUCCAUCACGAGAAAUCUAUCUGAUAAAGAAAUGCAGUCACUGCGUUCUUGGAAUCAUCUGAGGGACCUAGUAAGCAAUGCCCACAUCCUACCAGAUGGAUUGGAUGCAAUUAAGGAAGCUGGAGUUGCAUGGAGGACACUAAAUGCAGCUCUGGAACAUGAUGCUUCAGCUGUUUCAGUCAAUGACAGCACACAGUACAAGGACAAAGAGAAGCAAUGCCCGUAUUCUAUUCGAAGAAUGAAUGCUACAAGUUCAGGUAACAGAUUUGUCCUAAAAGUUCCCUGUGGGCUUAUUCAGGGCUCUUCGAUAACCAUUAUUGGUACUCCUGGUGGUCUUCUGGGUAACUUUAAGAUAGACUUGACUGGAGUUGCAGUCCCCGGUGAACCAGACCCUCCAAUUGUGCUUCAUUACAAUGUCCGUCUUUUUGGUGAUAAACUUACAGAAGAUCCUGUUAUUGUCCAAAAUACAUGGACUAUAGCUGAUGAUUGGGGUUCUGAAGACCGUUGUCCAUCUUCUGGUUCGGAUGCUAAGGACAAUGCAAAAGUGGAUGAUUUAGAAAAAUGUAGUAGCAUGGUGGGCAAUGAACAGAAACAAAUCCUGGCCUCAAAGUUAAAUUCCAAUUUUUCAAGAAUGCACCCUACCAGGAAAAAGAUUGGAGAACCUAAAAAAUAUUACCCAUUCAAACAAGGAUAUCUUGCUAUAGCAAUUCUUCGCGUUGGAGCAGAGGGUAUUCAUAUGACUGUAGACGGGAAACAUGUCACUUCCUUUGCAUUUCGAGAGGAUUUGGAGCCUGGGUUUGUUGGUGAGGUAAGAAUAGCAGGAGAUAUUAAAUUGCUGUCUCUGAUAGCAAGUGGCUUACCUACAACGGAGGACUUUGAGCAUGUCACUGACUUGGCAAUAUUGAAGGCUCCACCUGUCCCUAUGGAUAAAUUUGUCGAUCUAUUUAUUGGGAUAUUCUCUACGGCAAAUAAUUUUAAACGAAGGAUGGCGGUUCGCAGAACAUGGAUGCAAUAUGAUGCUGUCCGAUCAGGAAAAGUCGUAGUGCGGUUCUUUGUUGGCCUGCACAAAAAUGAGGUGGUGAAUGAGGAGCUCUGGAAUGAAGCGCGAACAUAUGGAGAUAUUCAAUUGAUGCCGUUUGUUGAUUAUUACAGCUUGAUUCUUUGGAAGACCAUCGCCAUUUGCAUAUAUGGGACAAAUGUGCUUUCAGCCAAGUAUGUGAUGAAAACAGAUGAUGAUGCUUUUGUUCGUGUAGAUGAGAUACUUUCCUCCCUACAUCAAGUAAAUAUCAGCCAUGGACUGCUGUAUGGCCGUGUCAAUUCUGAUUCCCAGCCCCAUCGAGAUCCGUAUAGCAAGUGGUACAUUACUUCAGAGGAAUGGCCCGAGGAGAGCUAUCCCCCAUGGGCACAUGGCCCAGGAUACAUUGUAUCUCAGGAUAUAGCAAAAGAAGUUUACAGGAAACACAAGAGAGGGGAGCUUAAGAUGUUCAAGCUGGAGGAUGUGGCAAUGGGAAUAUGGAUUAAUGAGAUGAAGAAGGAAGGUUUGGACGUCAAGUACGAGAACGAUGGAAGGAUCUUGGUGGUAGGCUGUGAGGAUGGGUAUGUAGUUGCCCACUACCAGGAGCCAAGGCAGAUGAUGUGCCUCUGGGAUAAAAUCCAGAAAGGAAAGCGAGGAAUCUGUUGCAAUGAGUAUCAGUAAACAGUCUUCUGUAUUCUGAAGGCGGUUGUCUGCUGACACCUAUGAGGCCAUGACAUAUGUGUGAGACUAUCCUUCCAUGGAAGAGGAGUCAGAGAGCUUCUCGCAAAUUGCUUCUGAUCGCAGAACUGAUAGGCGACAAUUUUUGUGGAUACCUACCUAUUUCUGGAGUACCUUUAAGGCUAACUACCACAUAUUUUUUUGUAGAUGUAGAAGGCCUCUUCUGUUUUGGCCAUAGAUAGGAAGGUGUGGCUUCUUGUAACAUAUCUUACUAGUAUGUAGGUUGACAUUCUCAGGAUAGACGGAGAGCCAGCGUUCUAUUCUUUUCCGGUGGAUGCAUUUUGCAUCUGAUGUAAAUCUUUUUGAGAACCUGAAUUUUGCAUGCUAAAGAAUGCCACUAUUUUAAAGAUCUUCAUUUUUUUUGGCCA